AUGAAUAUUCUUUCGUCCCAAGGACCUCCUCCCAAGUCGCUGAUCCAAAUAUAUGUAGAAAGAGCAUGUCAUCCGGCUCUCUAUGAACCUAACUUGGCCUUAGAUUUAGAAAUUGCAGAUGUGAUCAAUCAGAAGAAACAGAAUUAUCCACGGGAGGCAGCUAUGCAUAUUGUCAAAAUGAUUAAUCAUCGCAACCCCAAUGUGGCCAUGUUGGCAUUGACGUUAUUGGAUAUCUGUGUAAAAAAUUGCGGAUAUCCAUUCCACAUGCAGAUAGCAACAAAAGAGUUUCUCAAUGAACUCGUUCGGAAGUUUCCAGACAAGCCUCUGAUUUUUCCAAACCCCAUUCAGAUGAAAAUUCUUGAACUUAUUCAAGCAUGGAAGUCUACGCUGUGCGUUACAUCGCGGUACAAAGAAGAUUUACUACAUAUUAGCGAUAUGCAUCGACUACUUACUUACAAAGGUUAUCGAUUCCCGGAAGUAGAUACAAAAUCGGCGUCUGUGUUGAACCCUGCUGAAGUCUUAAAAUCACCUGAAGAACUAGAGGAAGAAGACAGGACAGCACAAGCAGCGAAAUUGCAAGAAUUGAUCCGUAGAGGGUCCCCUGCUGAUCUUGCAGAAGCAAAUGAACUUAUGAAGAUAAUGGCAGGAUAUGACCCAGAUACUAAACCUGAUUACAAGAAACAGGCUUUUGAAGAAUUGGAACGCAUACGACGGAAGACUACGCUGUUAAAUGAUAUGCUUGAUGGAGUUAAGGAGGGGGAAAAGAUUGGAGAUAAUGAUGUAUUUAACGAACUAAUGACCUCGUGCAAGGGUGUCCAACCAAAAAUUCAGAAGUUAAUUACCGAAGAGGAGGAUUCGGAUAGCAUUGAGAAAUUAUUGUCAUUGAACGAUCUUAUUAAUAGUGUGUUAAAACGAUACGACAACAUAUCAAAUGGUAUCUUCACUCCAGUCGAGCAGGCGGAAUCGGAUAAAGCAGUAUCGGCGAACCAGGCUCCUCUGUUGAUCGAUUUCAGUAGUACAGGUUCUGCACCCUCUCAGAAUAUCCAAUCCACAAUGACAUCUUCUGCUGUACCGGACUUGGUGUCCUCACUUAAUGAAUUGACACAGCCGUUGUCAGAGUCAACGCACGGCUCUCAAAUGUGGUCGUCGUGGGGGUCAAUGCAGCCACCAGCCCAGUCGCAGCAGUUAUGGCAGCAGCCGAUUGGUGUGUUACAACCCCAGAGUACAGAGCUGCACCAGACGCAACAACCAGUGAGUUCGUCGUCAGUUGAUUCGUGGCUUCUUGAACUAGAAAAUAAUCCUCCGCGCGGUGCUAUUCAGUUGUCAUCAUCAUCAUCUACCAGUAGUAACAACAAUAAUAACGCCCAGAGAACUUCUAAUAAAGACAAUACGCUUUCUGUAGCGAAUGUGAUUGACGAUCUACUUGGAUUGUGA
This is a messenger RNA of Paraglomus brasilianum, 1434 nucleotides long. The record is from the annotation of a GenBank genome assembly. Lineage: Eukaryota; Fungi; Glomeromycota; Glomeromycetes; Paraglomerales; Paraglomeraceae.